GGGCCUCCCGAGGAAGAUGAACUACCUGAACGUGCUGGCCAAGGCGCUGUACGACAACGUGUCCGAGUCCCCGGAUGAGCUCUCCUUCCGCAAGGGUGACAUCAUGACAGUGCUGGAGCGCAACACGCAGGGCCUGGAUGGCUGGUGGCUCUGCUCGCUGCAUGGGCGCCAGGGCAUUGUGCCCGGCAACCGCCUGAAGAUCCUGGUGGGCAUGUAUGACAAGAAGCAGCAGACAGGGCCUGGCCAAGGGCAGCCACCCUCCCACCAGCACCCGCUGCACCCCACCGCCCGGCCGCCAGGGGACAGCAUCUACCUGAUCCCAGCCCCAAGCAAGGGGCAGCCGGGCCUCUACCCGGGCUCUGCGCCAGGGGCGCCCUUCCCCUCACCUCCGGCCAAGCAGCCGCUGAUGUAUCCAAAGCAGCCGCUGCCCCAUGCCUGCCAGGACAUCUACCAGGUGCCUCCGUCGCUGAGCCACGCCCCGGACAUCUCCACCAGCCCCCCGCAGGAGAUCUACCAGGUGCCCCCAGCUGCGGGGCUGGGCCAGGACAUCUACCAGGUGCCGCCGUCUUUGGACAUGAGGAGCUGGGAAGGGCCGAAGCCCCAGGGAAAGGUAGUAGUACCCACCCGCGUGGGGCAGGUCUACAUCUACGACUCACCCAAAGGCGAGCAGGACGAGUACGACAUCCCACGGCACCUCCUCGCCUCCGGGCCCCAGGAGAUCUAUGACGUGCCCCCUGUCCGGGGCAUGCUUGCCAGCCAGUACAGCCAGGAGGUCUAUGACACCCCCCCAAUGGCAGUGAAGGGCCCCACCGGCCGGGAGCCCGGCCAGGAGAUCUACGACGUGCCCCCCAGCGUGGAGAAGGCCCUGCACCAGGCUCCCCAAACUGUGUAUGACGUCCCCCCAUCCGUGAGCAAGGACAUCCCGGACGGCCCCUCCCGAGAGGAGACCUAUGACGUGCCCCCUGCCUUUGCCAAACCAAAGGCGCUGGACCUGCCCCGGCACCCAGCAGAGCCAGCCCUACCCGAGGACGUGUACGACGUGCCACCGGCGGCGGGGAAGGGCGCCCCCGAGGCCCCCUUCCCACAGGAGAUCUAUGACGUGCUGCCUGGCCUGCGGAAGCUGGUGGGGCCCGCGCAGGAUGUGUACGAUGUGCCCCGGGAGCUGCACGCUGGCAGCCUGGAUGCUGAGGGCGAGUACAUCUAUGACGUGCCGCCGCAGGUGGACCGGGAGGCCAGGGCGGGCGAUGCCAAGCGCCUCUCAGCCUCCAGCACGGGCAGCACCCGCAGCAACGUCUCCAGCUCCUCGCUGGACGUGGGGCCGGGCAAGGAUGCGCCCAAGGAGCUGGGCCUGGGCCUGGACCUGGACACGGCCAUGGAGCUGUUGGCCCGGCUGCAGCUCCACAUCAGCGGUUCCGUCUCCUACCUCAUGUCCUUCAUCAGCACCGGCUGGCGCAGCCCGGAGCAGCUGGAGCUCCACGCACCCAGCCUCCGGGCGGCGGCCGAGGGCAUCAAGGGGGCGCUGCGGGACCUGCUGGAGUUCGCCCGCGGGGCCGUGGGCAACGCGGCCCAGGCCUCCGACCGCGCCCUGCACACCAAGCUCAGCAAGCAGCUGCAGAAGAUGGAGGACGUGUAUCAGGCCCUGCUGCGGCACAGCCAGGCGCUGGAUGGCUGUGGCUGGGCCCCUGGUGCCCUGGCGGCCGGCAAGCCGGGCGGCACCGACGACCUGGACCGCCUGGUGAUGUACUCACGGGGCAUCCCUGACGACACCAAGCAGCUGGCGUCCUUCCUGCACGGCAACGCCUCCCUGCUUUUCAGGCGGGGUAAGCCGCCGGCGGACGGCCCAGACACCAGUCUGCUCCUUGCCAGCCACCCCCCACCGGCGCCCGCCGACAAGGCCAGCAGCAUCCAGUCACGGCCCCUGCCCUCCCCGCCCAAGUUCCUGGCGCAGGACUCGCCCGACGGGCCGUAUGAGAACAGUGAGAGUGGCUGGAUGGAAGACUACGACUACGUGCACCUGCAGGGCAAGGAGGAGUUUGAGAAAACCCAGAAGGAGCUGCUGGAAAAAGGCAACAUCAUGCGGCAGGGCAAGGGGCAGCUGGAGCAGCAGCAGCUGAAGCAGUUUGAGCGGCUGGAGCAGGAGGUCACGCGCCCCAUCGACAACGACCUCUCCAGCUGGACGCCGCCGCAGCACUACGCCCAGGUGCGGGGCAGCAGCGCCCUGUGCCCCUCCGACCGUCAGCUGCUGCUCUUCUACCUGGAGCAGUGCGAGGCCAACCUCACCACACUCACCAACGCCGUGGACGCCUUCUUUACUGCCGUGGGCACCAACCAGCCACCCAAGAUCUUCGUGGCCCACAGCAAGUUCGUCAUCCUCAGCGCCCACAAGCUGGUGUUCAUCGGCGACACCCUGUCGCGCCAGGCCCGGGCGCAGGACGUGCGCCACAAGGUCACCCACUACAGCAACCUGCUGUGUGACAUGCUCAAGGAGAUCGUGGUGACCACCAAGGCCGCCGCCCUCCACUACCCGUCCCCCUCCGCUGCCAAGGACAUGGUGGAGCGGGUCAAAGACCUGGCCAGCAGCACACAGCAGUUCAGGAUGGUGCUGGGGCAGCUGGCGGCCAUGUGA
This is a messenger RNA of Emys orbicularis (European pond turtle), 2626 nucleotides long. It is a transcript of the gene BCAR1, whose product is annotated as BCAR1 scaffold protein, Cas family member. The transcript has 7 exons. The record is from RefSeq and is a predicted model, not a curated record. Gene Ontology annotation, molecular function: protein binding. Bases 17 to 2626 code for a protein of 869 amino acids. Gene Ontology annotation, cellular component: focal adhesion; cytoplasm; plasma membrane. Gene Ontology annotation, biological process: cell migration; cell surface receptor protein tyrosine kinase signaling pathway. NCBI's taxonomy places the organism in Eukaryota, Metazoa, Chordata, Testudines, Emydidae.